AGCACCGUAGGGGGCGGGGCGAUAGGCGGGCAGUUUGUCCAUUAAACGGGUGGGGCGCGAGGGAGGGGCGGAGCCAGGAAGUGGGGCGGGGCCCAAGGCCGGGCCGGCGGGGCCAGCUCCCCGCUGAGGUAGUUCUGGACUUUGGCGGGGAUGGGGGCGCCCCGCUGGCUGCAGCCGCUAUCCCCGCCGCCGCCGCCACUACUGUUGCUUCUGCUGCUGCUGCCGGCGCUGCUCUGCGGGACAGCGCGCGGUCUCAGGACGGUCCCGACUGAGCUGGCCCAGGACAGGGUCCGAUGCCCUGGAGAGCUGUGGCCUCUGCCCCAAGAGGUGUCUCCAAGAGUAACCAAGAUUUGGAUUGGCCCAGGGCAGGGCAGAAACAUUACUUUCCUGUACCACCCCUGUGUCCACCCCUGGCUGAAACUCCAGUUUGCCCUUCUGGCCCGCGCCUGUGUACCCCGACCCAAACUGAUCCCUCAUGCGGGCCUCACUCAGCAACGGCCUCUCGUUCUGGCUGCAUGGGGGACAUCGCUUGAGAUGGCCAGAGUAGAGCCAGCCUGGGCAGCCCAGUGGCUGAAGAAGAGGAGGAGAAGGGGGAAAAGGAGAGCUUGGCCCCUCCCUUCCAAUGCCCCCUGGCUUCACUGGGCAGAGCUCACCCUAGGCAAGGGUGGCCUGUGCCCAAGAGGGAGUGUGCAGGCCCUGGCUACAGCCUUUGCCCUGCGGAGCUGGCGCCCCCCUGGGGAAAGGAUUAAGUCCUGGGGUCCAGAGUACAUUCUUGGAGCCAAGAGGAGGGGACUUCGAGCUGCCCUUGGUUCUCUGCCCGCAGCCCCUGCUACCAGGGCCCCUCCGCACUCUUCAGGGCUCCGCAGGCCCGUCACACACAGCCCAGGGGAGGCCGGGGAUAGCCCCGUGAUGGCCAGUCCUCGGAGAGAGGGAGAGAGCAAUGAGUCCCGAGCAGGCCAUGGAAGCCCCGGGGGUUGCGUCUGCCCGGGGCAGCUCCCUCCGGCUCCCCGGGCAGCCCCUUCCCGGCCGGCCCGGGCUCCCACUCCACGCACAGAGGAGGCUGCGUGGGCAGCCACGGCUUUGACUUUCCUGCUGGUGCUUCUCACGCUGGCCACGCUCUGCACACGGCUGCACCGAAACUUCCGUCGAGGGGAGAGUAUCUACUGGGGGCCGCCGGCGGACAGCCAGGACACGGUGGCAGCCGUGCUGAAGCGGAGACUGCAGGCCGCCGGCCCCCGAAGACCCAAGCGCUCCCGUCGGAGACCCCUUCUCCCGCCGGGCCCCGACCCGGAAGGAGGCGGCCUGGGCCCGGACUGCGUAAGCAGUGACAGUGACAGCUCCUCGGCCUGAAGGCUGACGGGCCCCGCCGCCGUGAAGGGAGGCAGGGCAGGGCAGGGGGCGGCCCCAAGCCUGGCUCCUCCCCGCCUGGGGUCACCCUGCCACGUGGACGGCGCCGGGCUGGAGCCUCUGCGGGACUGUCGGGACGGUGCAGGCUCCUCCCCGGGCGGGGCCCGCUCCCUGGACUUCUAAUUAAAUUAUUUUAGUAGA
Messenger RNA from Antechinus flavipes (yellow-footed antechinus), 1548 nucleotides. It is a transcript of the gene TP53I13, whose product is annotated as tumor protein p53 inducible protein 13. The transcript has 7 exons. The record is from RefSeq and is a predicted model, not a curated record. Gene Ontology annotation, cellular component: cytoplasm. The coding region runs from base 151 to 1350 and encodes 399 amino acids. NCBI's taxonomy places the organism in Eukaryota, Metazoa, Chordata, Mammalia, Dasyuromorphia, Dasyuridae.